CAAAGUUGUCCAAAUUCACUUUGCUUCACUUGAAAGCAUGCCUGGUCGUUCGAUAUACGUGAUAGGCGCGCUUCUGGUCGCAGGCCUAUCAAUCUUUCUCUCCCGCAGCCCCACAGCCCCUGAUUCUGCUCAGCCGAAAACCUUCCCCGGACGCAACAACACCGUUCUCUUCCUCUCAGAUACACAUGCAGGUCUCGCAAAUGUGCAUGUCGCAACCAGCCAUGCUAUCCUCGUUGAGUAUCCUGAUCUCGAACUUCAUUAUGCUUCCUUCCCCAAAUUGGAGAAAACGAUCUCCGAGACAUCUGCAUUUGCGGCACAGCAAAAUACUGCCACGAAAGCGAUCCAAUUCCAUCCAUUGGUAGGAAGGAGUUACGCUCAAUCACUGGACGAUGUAGGUUUCUAUAUCGCCAAUGCCAUCCAGCCAUCUGGACUUGAAGGUAUUGCUUCGCUUUGCAAUAACAUGCAAGAUUUUCUCAUGCCAUGGACGGCAACGGACUAUUUGGCAAUAUAUAAAGAUGUUUUGCGUCUCUUGGAUGAAAUUGACCCUAUCAUCGUUGUAGUCGAUCCUAUUUUUGGACCCGCUCUCGAUGCUAUUAGAACCCAAGGCCGCAACCAUGCCAUUCUCUCUCCAAAUAAUUUGAAAGAUAAUUUCGUGUCCAUGCAGCCAUGGGCAAGUAUGUUCUGGAAAUAUCCUGCAAUAUCUUCAGGCUAUCCAUAUCCCGUCCCCUGGCGUCUGAUACCAGCAAACUUCUACCUCACCAUCCGCUUCAUCUACAGCGUCCUCCACACUCCUCGCCUCGCGGAGAAGAAAGCCUUUCUCAAAGCUAAUGGUAUCGCCAAGCCCCUCGACGUCUUUACCAUCUACCAAAAAGACUACCUUUGGCUAAGCCAAGGGCUUCCAGAAGCAGAGUUCCCUAUGGUCACUCUCCCCUCCAACCUCGUCACAUGCGGACCCAUCUUCCGCUCUACUGCUCCCGCCGAGCAACAAGAUCCCGAGCUCGCAGCCUGGCUAUCCCGUGCUCCAACCGUGCUCAUCAAUCUUGGCAGUAAAGUCGACUAUGAUGAGAACGGUGCCGGCGAGCUCGUGAAAGUAAUCAAAACCCUGCUCGCGAAUUCGACAGUGCAAGUCCUCUGGAAGUUCAACAAACGAGGCCCAUUUUCUCAGGACGUAUUCUCCGAAGUUUCGGACGAGAUCAAAGAAGGGAGACUGAGAUUGGAGAAAUGGCUGAAUAUAGACCCCGCCGCGAUGCUGGAGACGGGACACAUCGCAGUAUCAGUACACCACGGCGGUGCGAACUGCUUUUUCGAAGCCGUCGGUGUUGGAAUCCCGCAGAUCGUUCUCCCGCUCUGGGUCGAUUUGUAUGAUUAUGCCACUCGCGUAGAAUACCUUGGGAUUGGGGUGCUUGGUAGUCCUGUCUCGGCACCGAAUUGGACGUCGAGUGAGCUGACUACUGCUUUUACCCGAGUCCUUGAUGGUGGCCAGGAAGCGUUGCGGAUUAAGGAGACAGCGAGGCGGCUCGGGGAGGUGGCUAGGAAAGCAGGUGGGAGAUUCAGAGCUGCGGAGGAGAUCAGUAAGCUGGCGAGGAUGGGAUCGGGAUAGGGAACAGUAAAUGGAUAAUCUGUAGAGAUGGGGUUGUUAUAGCCUCACAAAAUCAUUCGUGAUGACUAACAGCUGAGGAGUAGAGUAGAUAUUGAGAUUCGAAACCAGAUUUACGCAUUACUUGGAAGAAGAGGUCUAGGUAGGUAGGCGGAGUUCAGAUGGUUGAUUUCGAGAAACUUUGAUCAAGUACCGAAAUGGCGGGACUUGCUUAUAAAUCUGUAGUAGAGUCAUGCUUUGUGGGGAGAAUGAGAGCUUUGAGUUUGCUAUAUGCCUUCUCGCGGAUAUCAGUAGGGCUGUGUAGUAUGCAAAAAGGAGUUAUGUACAAGUUUGAUGAUGAAGACAUGGAUGUAUCCACUGACGCCAG
Molecule: messenger RNA, 1964 nt
Organism: Mollisia scopiformis
Lineage: Eukaryota; Fungi; Ascomycota; Leotiomycetes; Helotiales; Mollisiaceae
Product: glycosyltransferase family 1 protein
Exons: 3
Coding region: 38-1600 (520 amino acids)
Molecular function (GO): UDP-glycosyltransferase activity
Source: RefSeq, a predicted model, not a curated record